Molecule: messenger RNA, 1929 nt
Organism: Centruroides sculpturatus (bark scorpion)
Lineage: Eukaryota; Metazoa; Arthropoda; Arachnida; Scorpiones; Buthidae
Product: death-associated protein kinase dapk-1-like
Exons: 4
Biological process (GO): positive regulation of canonical NF-kappaB signal transduction; MyD88-dependent toll-like receptor signaling pathway
Molecular function (GO): TIR domain binding
Source: RefSeq, a predicted model, not a curated record
UUUUUAUAUAUUGCAAAAUAUUAUUUUUUUUUUACUGAACAGGUAUUAUAUUUGAAAUCGGACAAUCAAGACAUUGUGGUCCUGAAUCCAAGAUGGCUGUGCGUGGACAUUAUUGGACAUUUAUUAUCGUUAGAGCAUUUGGAGCAAGCCAGAGUGACCGGAAGUUACACGGUCGACGAUGUACAAUUGCUAUUUCCAGAUACGGAUUCGUUGGAUUUACUUCAGGUGUUAGAAGCUCUUCAGCUUUGUACUCAGUGCGAUAACGAUGGCGAUAUCGAAUACGAGUUUCCAUGUUUCAACAUGGUGGAGACUUUAGAAGGCUUAUGGGAUAAAAACGAUGCUCGGUAUACGAAUGGAGUUUACGGUGGCGUUCACAUCUGUUGUCAACCAAAUGUCAAACACAUGCUUCCUUGCGUGUUUCAACGACUUCAGGUUCAGUUAAGGAGAUCGGCACACGAACAACCCGAUCCAGAAAUCGAUUUAUAUCAAUGGCACCAUGGAAGCAAGUUUUGUAGUGGGUCCUUGGAAGCACUAAUAACUCUCCGCGAAAACGAAAUCAUAGAAAUUAAAGUUAGAGGACCUUCGAACAUGAACACGGAAAGUUUCUAUUUCAUGGAAGAUUUGAUGAGUAUUAUCGAUCAGAUAUUGAACGACAUGUGUCCGGGACUUCUUGUGGAGAAGAACAUUCUGAGCGCAGCACAAUUGAAACAUCACAUACCCCGCAUAGCUUCCUAUUCGUCCAGUGUUCUAAUGCGAGCCAUUCUAAACGAUAAAUUGGCCGCCACCGUUCAAAACGUAAGCAGCAGCGAAGAGGAACACAUACUGGAUCUACUCUGUUUCGGAACUUCGGAUUUGAUCCAGCCUCAAGGCAUUCAUAAUAACGGAAGUCUUGUAUUGGCUCCGGAUCUUCACGUUUCCCAUUUAUCUCUUCUGACCAAACAGCAGCUCUGUUCCCUUUUAGAUCCGGCCGAUCCCAUGGGAAGAGACUGGUGCAUGUUGGGAGUUCUAUUAGGGAUGACUGAUAAACUUCCGAGACUGGAUCCGGGUGACGAUCCGGCCUUUAGUUCUACCACCAGAAUUCUCGAAGAAUGGGCCAAAGAUCCCACGAGUACCAUCGGACUGUUAUUAACUAAACUAGAAGAAUUGGGCAGGAAAGACGCCGUCGACGUCAUUUUGAGAACUGUUCCCUUAAUGAAAGUAUUUCCUAUAGAAGAAGAAAUACCGACUGACGAGGGAGUGGGCGUGAGCAGCGGUUCUCACACUUCGAGUUCCAAUCUGUCGCAUUGAACUAGUUUAAAAAUCAUUCCAUGAAUUUGGACGGUUUUGAUAUCCAUUCUUACCAUAAGAACACCCCACGAAUCGUUAAACACUGUAGUCUACACCGGAUACGUAUCUUUUUCCACUCAUUGGUUUAAGUAAUCUCACUUCUAUUGUCACGAGUAUACAUUAUUCAUCGACUUAUUUCUUGAGCCGCGAUUAUGUAUUUUGUUACGUGUGUUUUUUUUAUACUAAGUAAGUUAUUUUCAUUCGUUUAUUUAACCACAUCGUCACGUUUAACAGCUUUUCUAUAACCAGUAUUGGUACUUGUUGGAGUUGGAAUGAUUUACGAAACGAAACUUUUUAGUCAUUUUUUUCACAUUGGUAUAUGCAUAUUGCGUACAGUAACCUCGUGGCGCCAUCCGCGCAUUUUAUAGGCCAAUGUUAAUAACGUGUAAGUAAUGUAAAUAGCAUAAACUAUAAAACAAAUGUAAAUAUAUGGGAAGUGGUGCAUCUUCUACGCAACACUUUGGUGCUGAAAUCCAUAUCUUUUUUUUUUAAUCGAGGAAGAAGAAAAUCAACUUUGUGGUCGAAAUUUUUUGGCUCUGUCUUUCCUAGUGCCAUUGUUUUAAAACGCGAAGUGAAAUAGUGUUUGUAUAGACAAUCGUAAUA